Messenger RNA from Melospiza melodia melodia, 3474 nucleotides. It is a transcript of the gene ZBTB24, whose product is annotated as zinc finger and BTB domain containing 24. The transcript has 7 exons. The record is from RefSeq and is a predicted model, not a curated record. Lineage: Eukaryota; Metazoa; Chordata; Aves; Passeriformes; Passerellidae. Gene Ontology annotation, biological process: regulation of transcription by RNA polymerase II. Bases 77 to 2278 code for a protein of 733 amino acids. Gene Ontology annotation, cellular component: nucleus. Gene Ontology annotation, molecular function: protein binding; DNA-binding transcription factor activity, RNA polymerase II-specific.
GCGCGGUGCCAGCCCCGGCCCGGAAGUGCAGCGGCGGCGGCGGCGAGCGGCACCUCCUGUAAUAUUCAUAAUUAAAAUGGCAAAAACAACUGAUCCUUCUGAGAAACUGAUCAUCCACUCCAAAGCUCACAAAGAUACCAUUCUAGCUAAUUUUGAGGAACAAAGAAAAAAGGAUUUUCUUUGUGACAUUACUCUGAUAGUGGAGAAUGUGCAAUUUAGAGCCCAUAAAGCUUUGCUGGCUGCCAGCAGUGAAUACUUCUCAAUGAUGUUUGUAAAUGAGGAUGAAAUAGGGCAGUCAGUUUAUAUGUUGGAGGGAAUGGUGGCAGACACCUUUGGAGUUCUGCUAGAAUUUAUUUACACUGGUUGCCUCUGUGCCAGUGAGAAAAGUACAGAACAAAUCCUGGCUACUGCACAGCUGCUGAAAGUAACUGACUUGGUCUGGGCCUGUACAGACUACCUGGAAAGCCGCAGCCCAGGCAGUGCAUUGCCAGCUCCAGCUGAAAGUGUAGCCUCUGUUGUUGCAAGUGACAGGAAAAAUGAUGAUCCACCAAAGCGAAAACGGGGGCGGCCAAGGAAAAUCAAGAUUGUCCAAGAGGAAGAAGAAGAAGAAUCAGGAGCAAAUUCUGCCGAAGAUGGGCAGCUGAGAGAGAACAACUCUGUGCAAAAUGAGCAAAAUUAUAUGAAAAAAGACACUGAAGUAGAAGAAACAGUUGCCAAUGAACAGGCUUCAGUGGGGAAAGAUGGAGAAGAAAGUGAACCUGCUUGUAGCUCAGAGGCUGCUGUUGAUCUAUCAGCUGAGAAAGAUGAAAACUACGAUCCCAAAUCUGAAGGAAUACAGAGCACUCAGAGCCGUUACAGCAAACGUAGAAUAAGGAGAUCAAUCAAACUAAAAGAUUACAAACUUCUUGGGGAUGAGGAUGAGAAAGGACUGGCAAAGAGGGCUGAUGGAAAAAGAAAGCGUGUGGGUUCUGAAGCUCGCUGUAAAGACUGUGGCAAAGUAUUUAAGUACAGUCAUUUCUUGGCUAUUCACCAGCGAAGCCAUACAGGGGAACGCCCUUUUAAAUGCAGUGAGUGUGGCAAAGGCUUUUCCCAGAAGCAUUCUCUUCAAGUGCAUGAGCGGAUGCAUACCGGGGAACGGCCGUACACGUGCACCAUUUGCAGUAAGGCUCUGACAACAAAGCAUUCUCUUCUGGAGCACAUGAGCCUACAUUCAGGGCAGAAGGCUUUUACCUGCGAUCAGUGUGGGAAAUACUUCAGCCAAAAGAGACAGCUCAAGAGCCACUAUCGACUACACUCAGGCCGUUCACUGCCGGAAUGCAACCAGUGUCGUCGCAAAUUCAUGGAUGCAGCUCAGCUAAAGAAACAUCUAAGAACACACACAGGUGAGAAGCCCUUCACUUGUGAGAUUUGUGGCAAAUCAUUUACAGCUAAAAGUUCACUUCAGACUCACAUUAGAAUUCACAGAGGAGAAAAGCCAUAUUCUUGUGAUAUAUGUGGAAAAUCCUUCUCUGAUUCCAGUGCUAAGAGAAGACAUUGUAUCUUACACACAGGCAAAAAGCCUUUUGCCUGCCCAGAAUGUAGUUUGCAGUUUGCUCGUCUGGACAACCUGAAGUCUCAUUUGAAAAUUCACAGCAAGGAAAAGCAGUUUCAGGAAGGCAGCGCCGCCCCGAGCGCCAACGCUCAUCCGGAAGAAGUGCGAAACAUUCUCCAGCUGCAGCAGUACCAACUUGCCACCUCGGGAGGGCAGGAAAUUCAGCUGCUGGUUACAGAUGCAGUACACAACAUCAACUUCAUGCCCAGCCACAAUCAAGGCAUCAGCAUUGUGACCACAGAAAGUGCCCCCAGCAUGACCACAGAGCAGGCUGCCAACCUCGCGCUCCUUGCGCAGCCGCCGCAGCAGCUGCAAAACUUGUUGCUUUCAGCUCAGCAGGAGCAAGCAGAACAAAUUCAAAGUAUCAAUAUGAUUGCAAACCAAAUAGAGGCUGCCCAGCCUGAACAAAUGCAUGUCAUCACUCUUUCCAAGGAAGCACUAGAACAUCUCCAUGCUCAUCAAGGACAAAAUGAACAAAUCCACUUGCCGGGAUCUUCACAUCCAGCUCAGCAAGUGCAGCUGGCUCAGGAAUCAAGUCAGCAGUCCCGCUCUAACCACGACAUGGUUCCUUCCCAUCAAGUCAGUGAGGAACAGAAUCAUAGUGUACUUGUUUCUGAAUCCCAUCAGCAGCCUCUGUCAGUGAAUGAGUCAUCUCCUGAGCAUCCUAUCCAGGGACAGGCUUUCUGAAAUGCUUGUUUGUCAGCAGACGGCUGGGCUAGAGAAUGCUUCUCAUCCCCAGCAGGGAUUACAUGUGUCACGUGUGGUUUUUUUGCAACAUAAGCUAUCUAAAGAUGCAUUUCUUGGUGAUUUUGGAUGAGUGACUCAAUUUCCUUAACCAUAUUUAUUUUAGACUACUUUGUUUUUCUGGAUUGGUAUUUCUUUACCAUACUUAGUCCUCACAAGUAUCUCACAAGCAAUUAAUGUGGGGUUUUGUGCCUCAUUCACAUCUCUGCCUCCUGAGGAGAUAUUUAGCCCUUAUUUGCAUUUCUGAGUGACUCUUCAGAGAAGUUCACCUGGCUGGUAGGAGAACAAUGUUUAGGACAUCUGUGGAUCACAAAGUACCACUUCCCUGACAAACUUAACGUUAUACCUGAGCUAUUGUCAAGCUUAAGACAACCAGUACUUUUUGCAAAGCAAACACCAUAUUUCUUCUGUUUAAUGAGCUUUCUCUCUGCAGGUUAAUGUAUAAUUCUCUAUGUAAUCAUUCCCUGAAGUGCAUUAUGAGUUACUGACUACCAGAUUCAUUUGGUUUGAGUUGAAACUGUUUGCAGCCUUUAACUAGCCCUGAAUCUUCCCUCCUGUUUACCAUGUGCUGUACACAUCUUUCUCCUCAGAAACAUUUAAGCCAUUGCACUUGAAUAGUGGCAAUGAGAUGCAAUGGUUACACUGGAGAACUGAAACCCCACAGAUUCUGCUCUGUUAGUUCUGCCACUCACUCUCUGUGUGACUGUGGGCAAGGGAGUUGACCUCUGUGCCUUAUUUAAUCAUCUAGUAAGUGGGGGAUAGUGUUCACACACUCUGCCAAGCACUUUGAAGAGCUCUUGAUGUUGAAAGCACUGUCUCUUGAAGUGCAAAACCCUCUUCCUGACAGGAUUCUGUCUAAGCUUAGGAACCACUGUAUAUUUAAAGUGUUAUUUUUUGUACUUUUGAAAGAAGAACAUAAUCUUACUUUAAUAUAUGUUAAGACUGGUAAUUGUUUAUGUGAGGAUUCAAACAAUGAAGAGCAUCACUUCAGAACUUAACAAGUUACAUAAAUGGGGCACAUCACUUAAAGUUGUGCAGCUAUUUUUGUUGACUAAAUUAGAUGUGUACAGAUUGUUUUCAAUGACUGACUGCUAACAAAAAAGAUUUAACAUGGUAAUAAAAUGCCUUGCCAAAAUACA